CAACAACAACAACAACAACAACAACAACAACAACAACAACAGCAACAGCAUCGACAGUUGCUACCGCUUCACUUACAGACAGGACUGGAUGUGGGCGAGUCCGAGACCGGCUCGGUGAGCCCAUGCUCCGGGAGACGGGGUUUGAGCAGAGCCGGCUAUUGUACAGGGUUGCCGGUGGAGAAUCCGGCCCAUCCGCUACAGCCGAGCCCACGUUCUCAGCCUCGCCAUGGUCUGCCGACGUCGCUGAUCGGCCAGAAGCAGGUCCUCGGACCUGUGGCCUACCCGGUCUCGGAGUACUCCGGUGACGAGACCUUGUUUGAACACACACCGACACACCCACACCCACCAUCACACACACAACAACACCAACAGCCGCACCAGCACUCGAACUCGCAACUUGGAUCAGCCGUCGACUCGGCCUAUUCCGAGUACGCAGCAGCUGCGGCUGCAGCCGCUGUCGCGGCAGCGGCGAUGGCAGCCACCAACAGGGACCUGACGACGCAAACUUCCUUUCUGCCCUUUUUCAGCCCAACCGGCCUCGCCCAACAGCCUCGCCCAGUCUCCGUCGCCCACACGAGCGGUACCUCUUCUCUGCCCGCCCCACCCUCCUCCUCCUCCUCUUCUUCCUCCUCCUCCUCAUCCUCUUCAUCCUCAUCAGUUUCAUCGGCAUUCGGUGCCAGCCUGACAGAUGCAUCUCCGACCUACCCCAUCGGUCGGGCGUUGUACACUCCCACGCCAGGCGUCGAGUCCUCCUCGUCGGCUCUCGGUUAUCCCAGCCACGAGAACCCCUCGGCCGCUUGGCAACGCCAGUCUCUGGGCCAACUGACACUGAACGGCGAGCUGGACGUCUACGCAGGCGAUAAUCUGGCUCGACCGCUUGCCGCCACGUCAUCACGACCCGCCUACAAGUUGGCCAGAGACAUGACCACCUCGAUGGGUCGUUAUGACAUUGGGCCUAGUGAACACCAACAACUCGGUCAAACUCAUCUGGCCACAUGUUUGCAUGGGCACGACCAGCAGGCCGAACUUCACCAGCACCAGCACCAGCACCAACAACAUCCUCACCAGAGCACCUAUGCAUACUAUCAAUACCUGCUGGAGGAUAAAACUCAACAGGCCAUACAACAGUACCAUUCGUCAAACGAAGACGAUUUGCUACUCUAUCAAGACGUCUAUCCUGAGGACAGACAGCCUCCAAAUUCCUACCAAAAUCAGACCCAACAUCCAGAUCAACAUCAACCUCAUCCCCACCACCAGCACCACCACCACCACCAGCACCAGCACCAGCACCAGCACCACCACCAGCAGCAUUUGCACCAACCCCAACCCCCUCCAACGCAUGUGCCUCAUCCUCAUUAUCCUCUUCACAAUCAUCAUCAUCCCCAUCCUCCUUCUCAUCAUCAUCAACACCUUCAACACCCUCAGCUCCAGCAUCCACCUUCGUCGCAGCUAUGCGACUCUCAGCCCUACCCUGAACCGGAGGUAAGGUCAGAGGGUGGAUACCAGACGGCCUACAAAGCGUACACAGCCGCCGUUGCGGCUGCAGCUGUGGUUGCCGCGGCAACCGGCAGUUAUCCUGCCGGCCAGGGCAGCAUCUGCUCCGGCCUCGAGUACCCGGUGACAUCGAGAGUCGCGUCAUUGUCGAAUCCUGCUAUUGCGACUGCGACGACGACGACGACGACGAGUCGGUCGCCUGGCGAAGAGGCGGCCCCAAGCCUGGUCUAUACCGGCUACGCGACACCGACGAACUGUCUGGUGACCGGGCCUCGAGCUGGUGACCGACGUCGGCAAGAGUCGUCCGGUCCGGCAUGUCUGAGGCCAGAAUUUGAAACCUUCGUGUCCGAGACGACCGACUCGUCAAACCGACUCGAGGCAGACGCCUCUUCCGGCCUCCGGCCUGUCUCGCCCAGUUGUCAGGCCUUCACUCGAAGUCUUCAUCACCCGCCUCAACUGGCCACAACGACUCGCCUGGAGCCCAGCAACGGGCACUCUAUUGCCACGGCCUUUCUCCACCCUUCCCACACCCUCCACACCCUCCACACCGUCGACACCCUCGACACUGGCCGUGCCAGACUGCAGACCUACUCCGAGCGGCCGGACGCCGUGGCCGAGUAUGCCGGUCACUCAGCUUCACGACGUCAGCCAUUUUUACCCAGUUACGGUGGACUUGAGGACUUUCCGGAUGCCGAGGUUUCACAUCUUCCAACAGGACGGCGCAUCGAGACCGUCAACGAAGCGGAGGCUGUCAAUGAGACGGCCGGACAGACGAGACACAAACUGGCCAAAUCUGUCUGCUAUGCGAUGUGUCCUUCAGCCGACGGACUCGGUGAGGGGUACCGACUGAUGAAUCCCGCCGGACGAAGUGUACCCCCCCGAAAAGCCUAUCAGGCCGCCAUCGCUACGGAGUCUGGCGUCUUGGGCUGUCUGAGUCCAGCUGCAACUGUCUACCCUCAGAGAACCGGGGAUGCAAGCGGAGCUUGUCACUCUGUUUGUGGUACGCAAUCAAUAAAUCGUCCUGUUGUCGAGACUGGCGAAUCAUGUCGUGUCACCACGUCAGCUGAGCAGGAUCAAACCGUCUACCGGGCAACGGAUCAGCUCAGCCGGUUAGCCUCGUCCCUGUCGAUGUCUCCCGGGCUGAUGGUGUUUUUGGGGGAGGCUGACGAGUCGGACGAUGAGGAAGAGGAUGGCUUGGUGGAGGUGGUUGCGGAGACGGAAGCGGAGGUGAGGCAGAUGGCACAACCUCCGGUAGCAACGAAGGCGACGACGACUGCGCUAGCCACUGCUCUCCCGUUAACGUCGUCUUCUUCCGCUCCCGUUUCCUUCCACUCCUCCACUGCUGCCUCCACCUCCACAUCUGCUUUCUCUUCCUCUUCCUCCUCCUCCUCCUCCUCAUCCUCCUUCUCCUCGUCUUCGUCUUCCUUGUCCUCCUCUUCCUCUUCCUCCACCUCGUCUGCCUCUUUUGCGGCAUCUUCUGUUGUCGCGGCCUCCACGAGUCUAGAGGGGGCGGCUAUCAACUCGUCUACAGCCUCGGCAUCGGGCUACCUGACCGCUGAGAGUAAUGAUCCGGAUGCAAAUGAAUCUUGUCUUUUCGCAAUGACCGAAUUAUCCGGCCUCAGCAGAGACGCCUGUUUAGGCAGUCUGUCCACGAUUCGGUGA
Protopolystoma xenopodis is the source of this 3156-nucleotide messenger RNA. NCBI's taxonomy places the organism in Eukaryota, Metazoa, Platyhelminthes, Monogenea, Polystomatidea, Polystomatidae. The record is from the annotation of a GenBank genome assembly.